GGUUUGGUCAGCUGAUGCUCCUCUCCGCUGUCAUGAGGACUCUCUCUAACCCCGCCCUCUCGGGGCGCACGGGGAUAGCGAAUCAAACAGACUAACGGGGUUGGGGGUGGAGGAGAUCCUCAACUUGGGCUCCCGGAGUCGGUGCUCCUCCUGGUGCGGUGCAGUCUCAGCUCUCCACCGGACCGGUAUGCACUACCCGCGGAGGAGGAAGUGAGCCACCGCCAAACCGUGAAAGAUGCAGGCGGAGGACAUGGAGGUACCUAUCAUUAAUAACCUUAACGAUAACGGCGACAGACAGAGGCCGAGAGGGAAAGAUGUGUUCAAGGAUCAGCAGAAGGAGUCGGAGAGCUCCAUGGAGUCUCCCAACCUGGAGUUUGAGUAUGGAGACACGGACACGCUCACUGCUGAGCUCUCAGAGCUCUACAGUUACACAGAGGAGCCGGAGUUUGCCCUGAACAGAGACUACUUUGAGGAGGACUUCAGGAGCCAUGCUCGGGGCAGGAGGUGGAUCGAGCUGGCGGUGGACGAGCAGAGGGCGUAUGUGAUGAGGCUGCUGGACUCGCUGGAGGUGACGGACAGAGACAAGCGGCUGAAGGUGGCCCGAGCCAUCCUCUACCUGGCUCAGGGAGUGUUUGAUGAGUGUGACACAGAGGUGGAUGUGCUCCACUGGUCCAGGCACAACGUCUUUCUGCUCUACGACAUGGGCAUCUUCACAGCACUGCUGGAGCUGCUCAGCAUGGAGAUAGAUAACAGCCAGGCGUGCAGCAGUGCAGUGAGGAAGCCUGCCAUCUCUCUUGCAGACAGCACAGAGCUCAGAGUGUUACUGAGCAUCAUGUACCUAAUGGUGGAGACCAUUAGAGUUCAAACAGAGGAUGACCGGCCUGAGUGGACAGCAGCCAGAGAGGCCUUCAAGAAUGAGUUAGGUUCACCUCUGUACAACGGAGAGCCCUUCGCCCUCCUCCUCUUCACCAUGGUAACCAAGUUCUGCAGCAUGAACGCUCCACACUUCCCCAUGAAGAAAGUGCUCCUGCUGCUCUGGAAGACGAUACUGUUCACCCUGGGGGGUUUCGAGGAGCUCCAGGAGAUGAAGGUGCGGGGCCGGGAGCGCCUCAACCUGCCUCCGCUGCCGGAGGACAGCAUCAAGGUGGUCCGGGCCAUGAGGGCGGCCUCGCCCCCGGCCUCCGCCAUGGAGCUCAUCGAGCAGCAGCAGCAGCAGAAGAGGGGCCGUCGCAGCCGCAGGAGUGCCUUUGUUGAUAGCUUGGAAGGAGACAGUCCCUUUCCCAAGAAGCAGCCCCUGGUCAAACAGGACAGCCUGGACACGUACAACGAGCGGGACCCCUUCAAGAACGACGACGCCCGCGACGAGGAGGAGGACCCCGAGGACACGGACAGCGGCAUCGAGGGCGAGGUGGAUCCCCUGGACCGUGAUGUCAUCAUCCAGCCUCCGCCUCCACCGCCUCCUCUGAGACCUCCAACUGAGAGGGUCAACUUCCCCAAGGGCCUCCCCUGGGCCCCUAAAGUCAGGGAGAAAGACAUCGAGCACUUCCUGGAAACCAGUAGAAACAAGUUCAUCGGCUUCACUCUGGGAAAUGACACAGAGACCUUGGUGGGCUUGCCCAGACCCAUCCACGAGAGCGUCAAGACUCUUAAACAGCACAAAUAUGUGUCUAUUGCUGAAGUCCAGAUCAAGAGGGAAGAGGAGCUGCAGCAGUGUCCACUGACUCUGGGUGAGGAGGAGGUGGAGGAGACACCUGCAGAGAUGCUGUACCUGGGCAUGCUUCCUAACCUUUCCCAGUAUGUGAUCGCCCUCCUGAAGCUGCUGCUGGCCGCUGCUCCCACCUCCAAAGCCAAAACCGACUCUAUCAACAUCCUGGCUGAUGUGCUGCCUGAGGAGAUGCCUAUUACAGUCCUUCAAAGCAUGAAGCUGGGAAUUGACGUGAACCGCCACAAGGAAAUCAUCGUCAAGGCCAUCUCUGCUCUGCUGCUGCUGCUCCUCAAGCACUUCAAGCUCAACCAUAUCUAUCAGUUCGAGAUUGUCUCCCAGCACCUGGUGUUUGCCAACUGUAUCCCACUCAUCCUCAAGUUCUUCAACCAGAACAUCAUGUCCUAUAUCAGUGCCAAAAACAGUAUCUGUGUGCUGGACUUUCCCCACUGCGUGGUCCACGAGAUGCCUGAGCUCACAGCUGAGAGCUUGGAAGCAGGAGACAACAACCAGUUCUGCUGGAGGAACCUGUUCUCUUGUAUCAACCUGCUGAGAAUCCUGAACAAGCUGACCAAGUGGAAACACUCGAGGACCAUGAUGCUGGUGGUGUUCAAGUCCGCUCCCAUCCUGAAGAGAGCUCUGAAGGUCAAACAGGCCAUGAUGCAGCUCUACGUCCUCAAGCUGCUUAAGAUCCAGACCAAGUACCUGGGCCGCCAGUGGAGGAAGAGCAACAUGAAGACCAUGUCGGCCAUCUACCAGAAAGUCCGCCACAGGCUUAAUGACGACUGGGCCUAUGGAAACGAUAUCGAUGCGCGGCCCUGGGACUUCCAGGCGGAGGAGUGCGCCCUGCGCGAGAGCAUCGAGAAGUUUAACAGCCGCCGCUACGACAAGAACAAGAACGGGGACUUCACGCCCGUGGAUAACUGCCUGCAGAGCGUGCUGGGCCAGCGCGUGGAGCUGCCCGAGGACUUCCACUACAGCUACGAGAUGUGGCUGGAGAGGGAGGUGUUCUCCCAGCCGAUCCAGUGGGAGGGGCUGCUACAGAAUCCGUGAUGGAGUGGAAGGGAGAGGGGUGGAGGAGGAGGAGGAGGAGGAGGGGAGUGUAGAGGUCACAUACGAGCCUGCGGCAGCGGUUUUAAGGUGCAGAGAGAAGGGAGGAAAGAGAGGUCACCUCCAGGGCCAUGCAGCGAUGGGAGGAGAUGGAGCAAAGCUGACUGUGAGCUCGCCACACACACACACACACACACACACACACACACACAUGCACGCACUAACAUGUGCCUAUGACUACUGUGAACUACUGUGGAUGUGACAGGCAAGAACAGAGGUAGCAGUUCAUAAGAAACAUCUGGUAUCACUGUAGCAGGAGACUGUUUUGGCCAGUUAUACUGCCCCCCCCAUGUUACACAACAACAUAAAUCCCCCUUUAUAAGAUGUUGGUGCUUUUUCGACUCCUUAGUGAUGUUUAUUUAUAUCAAUGUGCGUGCUUAAACAUUUUAUGAUACAUGAUUUUUUUGAAAGAGGAUGUAAAUUUAAAUGAUUUCUAAUCAGUUUAUGCCUUUUUUAUUAUUUUGUCUCAGAGCCUGAUGGGUUGUAGUUUGUCGGUGACGGAUUUGAAAGUUUUUCUUAUGUAUUUUUUAGAAAAAAAGGCCUUUUGGAAGCAAACCACAGGGUCAUUUUGAUAGUGCAAAUGUAGAAGUUUGGAGCUGUUUCCUCCAAAAAAAAAAAGAAA
Lates calcarifer (barramundi perch) is the source of this 3434-nucleotide messenger RNA. RefSeq names its product striatin interacting protein 2 (gene strip2). NCBI's taxonomy places the organism in Eukaryota, Metazoa, Chordata, Actinopteri, Centropomidae. The record is from RefSeq and is a predicted model, not a curated record. Gene Ontology annotation, cellular component: cytosol. The coding region runs from base 236 to 2755 and encodes 839 amino acids. The transcript is spliced from 22 exons. Gene Ontology annotation, biological process: cytoskeleton organization.